AUACCCUACAGUAGUUAUAUUUAAGCUGUCGAAUACAUUUGCAACAUUUUUUGUAUACUCUAUUCAAACACCACAAUCCUACACGUAUAACGCGUUUCUACUAAAAUUCUGAUAUUCGUUCUUACGAUACAAGAUUUUUAAAAGUUUUUCUUAAGAAGAUCGUAUCGAAGACGAGGUUAGAAACGUCAAAGGUCUAUAUUGCAAAAGUGUGAAUAGUGUCAUCAUUCAAAGGAAACGCAUUUUCAAAAUGACAGAAGUGGAGAAAGCAACCGGAAAAAGGGCAUUUUCUAGACCAGGCGUAGAGUUUGGAAUUGGAGCUUUAGCCGCUGUUGGUGCGGGUUUUUUCACGAAUCCAGUGGACGUUGUAAAAAGUCGUUUACAGCUUCAAGGAGAACUAGAAGCUAGAGGUUCUUACAAAAGAAUUUACAAGAACACAAUUCAUGCUGCAUAUAUUCUAGCAAAGCACGAAGGUAUAUUGGCACUUCAAGCUGGAAUCGUUCCUGCCUUAGGUUUUCAGGUCGUCCUGAAUGGCAUUCGACUAGGUGUCUAUAACAUAGCACUGAAUCAUGGUAUCAUGCUUAAUGAGCAUGGAAAUAUGAGUAUACCAAAGACCAUACUGCUUACUGGUACUGCUGGUGCCUUUGCUUCAGUUGUUGGAAGUCCAUUAUAUAUGCUAAAGACACAGAUGCAGACGCAAUCAGCUGCUCAAUCUAUUGCUGUUGGUUAUCAGCACCAACAUACUGGAACAUGGUCAGCCUUUAAGCAUUUAUGGAAGGAAGGUGGUAUAGCUAGUCUUUAUCGUGGGUGGUACGCUAACAUCCCAAGACUCUUUCUUGGUUCAUCAACACAAUUGACUACAUUUACUAUAGCGAGAAACUGGCUUCAAUCACAUGAUAUUUGCAAUGAUCGACCAAUCCUUUUAACCUUUUUGGCAGCAUCGUUAGGAGGAAGUUGCGUAGCACUCACAAUGCAACCCUUUGAUGUUUUAGCUACUAGAUUGUACAAUCAAGGUGUUGAUAAAACUGGCAAAGGUCAACUCUAUAAUGGUUUAUUGGAUGCGUUAAUAAAAAUCUCAAAGAAAGAAGGCUUCUUUGGUCUUUAUAAAGGUGUGUUUCCUACAUGGAUGAGAAUAGCACCACACACGGUAUUGUGUCUGGUAUUUUAUGAACAAAUUAACGGCUUUUACGUAAAAUUAAUAACAUAAGCCAUUCCAGGUAAUAGGUAUAUUUAAUUGUAUAUUCUUAGAAAAAUUCUCUUACCUGUUCCUGUAUACAUAAAAUAUUUUUUGAUAGUUAUCAAAUAACAUCGCAUGGUAAUAAAGUUGCUUAUACUAUUGACUGUUCUAUGUUCGUUUAGAGAACAUAGUACUGUAAAAUAGUAUUUAUACAUUUGACAAUAUACCCCAGACAGUUAUGCAACAUUGCAUGCACUGAGUCGUGUUAAACAACAAUGAAAAAUCCAGCAAAGAAUUAUACGUGUACAAAUUGUUGAAACUAUUGUUACUUUGAAAAGUACAAAUAUACUGUUAUGUAACUUCUUGAA
Cephus cinctus (wheat stem sawfly) is the source of this 1542-nucleotide messenger RNA. Its product is annotated as solute carrier family 25 member 35. Lineage: Eukaryota; Metazoa; Arthropoda; Insecta; Hymenoptera; Cephidae. Bases 248 to 1204 code for a protein of 318 amino acids. The transcript has 6 exons. The record is from RefSeq and is a predicted model, not a curated record.